AUGAAGCUCCUGACCCACAACCUGCUGAGCUCCCACGUGCCGGGGCUGCGGCCCGGGGGCGGCUUCCCCCUGCGCAUCGAGGCCGCCGAGGUUCGGGUCCGCCCGGUUCCGUUCAACGCCGCCUUCGUGUCCCGCCUGGUGCCGCGGCUGCGCUGGGACGCGCUGCGGGAGGCGGCGGAGAGCCUGGGGCACCCCUCGGAGCUGCCCCCCGAGCCCAUCCCCAACUACGAGGGGGACGAGGAAUUCCUGCGGCGCCUGCACCACGUCCUGCUCGAGGUGGAGGUGCUGGAGGGGGCCCUGCAGUGCCCGGACUCGGGGCGCCGCUUCCCCAUCUCCAAGGGGGUCCCCAACAUGCUCCUGACGGAGGACGAGGCCUGAGGGGGGGUCAGGACCCCCAAAUUCAUCCCCAAAAACGGGGCUGAGACCCUGCCCCUGUUCAGGAUUUUGGGGAGUGCGGGAAAACCCCGAAAUCCCGCGGGAAAACCCCGAAUUCCCGCGGGUGCACCCCAAAAACGGGGCCCAAAUUUCACCCCCCCCCCAAAAGCUGGGAUGGGCGUGGCCUGAUCGCUUCAUUUGCAUGUGGGUGUGGUCGGCAACGCCCAUCUCUAUGCAAAUUAGGGCUUUGUUGUUUCCAUAUUGGGCGGGAAAUUC
Messenger RNA from Sturnus vulgaris (Common starling), 651 nucleotides. The record is from RefSeq and is a predicted model, not a curated record. Lineage: Eukaryota; Metazoa; Chordata; Aves; Passeriformes; Sturnidae.